CCCUUCGUGCCACAAGCCUCCAAGUAUUAGGUUUUCAUACACUGCGCACAGUACGGUUUGAAAUGUGACUCAAAAUAAGCACUGGUGGAAUACUAUUCUGUGGCAGCUGAAGGACUUGUGUUUACACCUUUUUGAAAGGGAGAGGAAAGGCAGACCACCUUUGCCAUGCCAGUGGAUUUGUUUGCGAUUUUAUGCGUGAUUGCUACGGUUUACGCAGUAGAAGAGACAGUGAUGGACACGCGGACGGCAACAGCAGAGCUGGGUUGGAUAGCGUAUCCUGCCUCUGGGUGGGAGGAGGUGAGUGGCUACGAUGAGAACCUCAACACCAUCAGGACCUACCAGGUGUGUAACGUGUUCGAGCCCAGCCAGAACAACUGGCUCCUUACCACCUACAUCGACAGACGAGGGGCUCAGCGUGUCUAUGUGGAAAUGCGUUUCACCGUCCGUGAUUGCAGCUCCAUCCCCAGUGUCCCUGGCUCCUGUAAGGAGACCUUCAACCUCUACUACUACGAGACGGACUCGGUCAUCGCCACCACCAAGGGAACCGCCUUCUGGAUGGAAGCCCCCUACCUGAAGGUGGACACCAUUGCGGCUGACGAGAGCUUCUCCCAGGUGGACUUCGGUGGACGAUUGAUGAAGGUCAACACGGAGGUGCGGAGCUUCGGCCCACUGUCUCAUAAUGGUUUCUACCUUGCCUUCCAAGACUACGGGGCCUGCAUGUCUCUGCUGUCCGUACGUGUCUUCCAUAAGAAGUGCCCCAGCGUGGUGCAGAACUUUGCCAACUUCCCCGAGACCAUGACAGGCGCCGAGAGCACCUCCUUGGUCAUUGCCAGAGGCACGUGCAUCGCUAACUCCGAGGAGGUGGAUUUUCCCAUCAAGCUGUACUGCAAUGGAGAUGGGGAGUGGAUGGUUCCCAUCGGGAGCUGCACCUGCAAGGCUGGCUUUGAGCCAGACAACGGCAACGUCUGUAGAGCGUGUCCCCAAGGGACGUUCAAGUCCACCCAGGGGCCAGGGCUGUGUCUGCAGUGCCCCCCCAACAGCCGCUCCACUGUGGAGGCUGUCACCAUCUGCGGCUGCCGUAACGGAUACUACAGAGGAGACAUGGACCUGCCCGAGGCCUCCUGCACCAGUGUCCCCUCUGGUCCCAGAAACGUCAUCUCCAUCGUCAACGAGACCUCGGUGAUCCUGGAGUGGCAUCCUCCAAGGGAGACUGGCGCCCGUGAUGACGUCACCUACAACAUCGUGUGCAGGAAGUGUCGUGCAGACCGGCCAUCAUGCUCCCAUUGUGAUGACAACGUGGAGUAUGUACCCAGGCAGCAGGGUCUGACCGAGACCAGGGUGUUCAUCAGUAACCUGUGGGCCCACACCCCCUACACCUUCGAGAUACACGCUUUCAAUGGAGUCACCAACAAGAGUCCCUACCCUGCUCAGCACGUGUCCAUCAACAUCACCACUAACCAGGCUGCUCCCUCCAUGGUUCCCAUCAUGCACCAGGUUAGCUCCACCAUGAAGAGCUUCACGUUGUCAUGGCCACAGCCAGAGCAGCCCAAUGGAAUCAUCCUGGACUAUGAACUGAGGUACCACGAGAAGGACCACACUGAGUUGAAUUCGACCAUGGUGCGCAGCCAGACCAACACUGCCCGUGUGGAGGGCCUGAGGCCAGGCAUCAUGUACAUGGUACAGGUCCGUGCCAGGACGGUGGCAGGCUUCGGCAAAUACAGCAGCAAGCAGUUCUUCCAAACCCUGACAGAUGAUGAGUAUAAAUCAGAGCUAAGGGAGCAGCUGCCUCUGAUUGCAGGCUCAGCGGCUGCAGGAGUGGUCUUCCUGGUGUCCUUGGUGGCCAUCUCCAUCGUCUGCAGCAGGAAGAGAGCGUACAUGAAGGAGACUAUAUACAGCGACAAACUGCAGCACUGCAGUACAGGCAGAGAACACUCUCUGAGACCGGACAUGUCCAGCUGUCCCUCCCCCAUGGCAUGCCCCACCCACUUCUCUGGCUCGCCAGCGAUGAAGAUCUACAUCGAUCCCUUCACCUACGAGGACCCCAACGAAGCCGUCCGAGAAUUUGCCAAAGAGAUAGACGUAUCCUGUGUGAAGAUUGAGGAGGUCAUUGGUGCAGGCGAGUUUGGAGAGGUGUAUAAGGGUCGCCUGAAACCGUCUGGGAAGAGGGAGCUGUACGUGGCCAUUAAGACCCUGAAGGCGGGCUACGUGGAGAAGCAGAGAAGAGACUUCUUGUCUGAGGCCAGCAUCAUGGGCCAGUUUGACCACCCCAACAUCAUCAGACUGGAGGGCGUGGUCACCAAGAGCCGGCCAGUCAUGAUUAUCACAGAGUUUAUGGAGAAUGGGGCCCUGGACUCCUUCCUGAGGCAAAAUGACGGGCAGUUCACGGUGAUCCAGCUGGUGGGGAUGAUGCGUGGCAUCGCGGCGGGCAUGAAGUACCUGGCAGAGAUGAACUACGUCCACAGAGACCUGGCCGCCCGCAACAUCCUGGUCAACAGCAACCUGGUGUGUAAGGUGUCUGACUUUGGCCUGUCCCGUUACCUACAGGACGACACAUCAGACCCCAUCUAUACCAGCUCCCUGGGAGGGAAGAUCCCGGUGAGGUGGACAGCCCCUGAGGCUAUUGCCUACAGGAAGUUCACAUCAGCCAGUGACGUGUGGAGCUAUGGCAUUGUCAUGUGGGAGGUAAUGUCAUUUGGUGAGCGGCCAUACUGGGACAUGAGCAACCAGGACGUGAUCAAUGCCAUAGAGCAAGACUACCGUCUGCCCCCUCCCAUGGACUGCCCCACAGCACUACACCAGCUGAUGCUGGACUGCUGGCAGAAAGACAGAAACGCCCGGCCCAAAUUCACUGACAUCGUCAACACACUGGACAAGAUGAUCCGCAACCCUAUCAGCCUCAAAGCUGUGGCCACCAUCACUGCAGUGCCUUCUCAGCCCCUGCUAGACCGCUCCAUUCCAGACUUCACCACCUUCACCUCUGUGGAGGACUGGCUAGGUGCCAUCAAGAUGGGGCAGUACAGAGACAAUUUCCUGGGCUCUGGCUUCACCUCCCUACCCCUGGUGGCUCAGAUCAGCUCAGAAGACCUGUUGAGGAUAGGAGUGACCCUGGCCGGCCAUCAGAAGAAGAUCCUGAGCAGUGUCCAGUCUAUGAGGGACCAGAUGGCCCAGUCCCCCACCUCCAUGGCCUGACCACAGGGUGCGCCACCACCACCCAGAGACAACACACC
Molecule: messenger RNA, 3227 nt
Organism: Oncorhynchus keta (chum salmon)
Lineage: Eukaryota; Metazoa; Chordata; Actinopteri; Salmoniformes; Salmonidae
Product: ephrin type-B receptor 1-like
Exons: 16
Coding region: 166-3189 (1007 amino acids)
Biological process (GO): cell surface receptor protein tyrosine kinase signaling pathway; axon guidance; protein phosphorylation
Cellular component (GO): neuron projection; plasma membrane
Molecular function (GO): transmembrane-ephrin receptor activity; protein binding; ATP binding
Source: RefSeq, a predicted model, not a curated record